Scylla paramamosain (green mud crab) is the source of this 1118-nucleotide messenger RNA. RefSeq names its product histone H2A.V (gene His2Av). Gene Ontology annotation, cellular component: nucleosome; chromatin. Gene Ontology annotation, molecular function: protein heterodimerization activity; DNA binding; structural constituent of chromatin. The record is from RefSeq and is a predicted model, not a curated record. Bases 77 to 463 code for a protein of 128 amino acids. Gene Ontology annotation, biological process: heterochromatin formation. The transcript is spliced from 4 exons. Lineage: Eukaryota; Metazoa; Arthropoda; Malacostraca; Decapoda; Portunidae.
CCAGUCAAAAAAAAGACGCUUUGCGCGCGCCCGCGGUCACAGUUGUGGUAGAACAGUGGUAGCGAGUGCAGGGACCAUGGCUGGUGGCAAGGCAGGCAAGGACUCCGGCAAGGCGAAAGCCAAGGCAGUAUCACGCUCGGCCAGGGCUGGUCUGCAGUUUCCUGUCGGUCGUAUCCAUAGACACCUGAAGAACAGGACCACUAGCCAUGGCAGAGUUGGUGCCACGGCGGCAGUCUACAGCGCUGCCAUCCUGGAAUACCUUACUGCUGAGGUGUUGGAGUUGGCUGGGAACGCCUCCAAAGACUUGAAGGUGAAGCGUAUCACACCCCGCCAUCUGCAGCUUGCAAUCCGUGGUGAUGAGGAACUGGACUCCCUCAUCAAGGCCACCAUUGCGGGCGGUGGUGUCAUCCCUCACAUCCACAAGUCCCUCAUUGGCAAGAAGGGUUCACAGAAACCUGUAUAAGCCGCCUCUUCCCCUUAGGUUUUAGUGGGCUGGGUAACUGGCCGUCUAAUGUUAAGAUGUGUGUGACUGGGCCGAGUGCUGCGGCCUGAGUGAGGAUGCUUUGUUUGUACGUCAGUGAUGGGCUGAGGUGGGGCAUCCUGGCUUUCCCAGGCGGUACCACCUUAACCCUCGUGCCCUCCCCAUUAACAUUUUUUUUCAUUCUUUAUUUAUUUAUUUUUUUUUAAUUUAAUUUUUUAAUUUUUAAUUUUUAAUUUUUUUUUUUUUUUAUAUUUUUUUUUUUGUUCUACCUCGUAAAGGCUCAUCAGCCUACACACUCUUGUUCCAGUAGAACAGGGCCUCUGUGGUACCAUUGCAUUGCCCACUGAGGUAUAUGAUCUGUUGUAAUGAAAGUUCUGCAGCCAAUUUAUUGUUUUCACAUGAACUAAUCUUAAUGUUAGUUCUUAAUUUGUUCAGUAUGGUUUUAUAAGAAUUUUAUUUAGUAAAAUAUUUUGAUCAGGAAUUAUAAAAGGGGAGACAUUCCUCCAUUUCCACUUUAAAAGUGUCAUGUAUUACUUGAAGUACAAUUUUCAGUGUUUUGAUAAUGUGUAGAGUAAGUCCCACUAUACAUAUUGUAAUUAGUGCAUUCUCUACAAUAUAAUGUAUAUUCAUUUUUUAA